ACUCAACGCGCUCCAAUCGCGCGUUUAUAUCGCAUCGUCUUUUCGCAGCCCAAAGUCCCACACGCACUCAAAUUCACGCUUGUUGUCCUCUUGCAGGGUGCGCAUCCUACACAGCACCAAACGCUAGUCGCAACUGUGUUCGCCACUGUCCCUUGGUCAAAGACUCAAACCUAGAACCCUCUCUCCAGUUCUUCCGAGGGAGCUCACAGGGUUGCAAUCUCACACCUUUCGUAACCAGAGAUCCCCGGGUAGCUCCAAUUUUGAAGGUACUUUUUAACUUUUAGGGGACUUGCAAUGGGUUGCAGCUCAGACGAAGAUACAGAUAUUAGUGAAUCUGAAAUGGAUGAGUAUGAAGGUAAAUCUUAUGAAGAAUUGAAGAAUGGAAAUCACAGCUUCAAAAACUCGGAUGAGACAUUUUCUUGCCCAUACUGCCCGAAGAAGAAAAAGCGGGUUUAUCAAUAUAAGGAACUUCUUCAGCAUGCUUCUGGGGUGGGAAAAAGUAGUUCAGAAAAGAGAAAUGCAAAAGAGAAGGCUAAUCACCUUGCUUUGGUGAAGUAUUUGGAAAAUGAUUUAGCGGGUCCAUCAAAACCUGCUGGCAAGAGUGAUCCUCCAAUUGACUGUGACCACGAUGAGAAAAUUGUUUGGCCUUGGACAGGAAUUGUUGUUAACAUUCCUACAAGACGAACAGAUGAGGGGCGAUAUGUAGGAGAAAGCGGAUCCAAGAUGAGAGACGAGUUGAAAAGUAGAGGGUUCAAUCCCAUAAGAGUCCACCCUCUCUGGAAUUUUCGGGGUCAUUCAGGAAGUGCUGUUGUGGAAUUCCACAAAGAUUGGCCUGGGUUACAUAAUGCUAUGUCAUUUGAGAGAGCUUAUGAGGCAGAUCAUCAUGGGAAAAAGGACUGGUAUGCGAAGAAUAGCCAAAAAUCGGGUCUCUAUGCUUGGGUUGCUCGUGCAGAUGACUACCAUUCAACCGAAAUUGUUGGGGACCACCUACGAAAGAUUGGAGAUGUUAGAACCAUUUCUGAAAUUAUGGAGGAAGAAGCCCGGAAACAGGAUAAACUUAUAUCUAAUCUGACAAGCACUAUUGAGCUGAAGAACAGGCACGUGAAAGAGAUGGAGGAAAGAUGUAGUCAGACUUCAGUCUCCCUUCGGAACUUAAUAGAAGAGAAAGAUAAGCUCCUUCAAGCUUAUAAUGAAGAUAUAAGAAAAAGACAAAUGAGUGCAAGGGAUCACUUUCAGAGGAUUUUUAAUGACCACGAAAAGAUUAAAUUGCAACUGGAAUCUCACAAAAAAGAACUUGAGGUGCGUGGGAUAGAAUUGGAAAAGCGUGAUGCACAUAACGAAAAUGAAAGCCGGAAGCUUGCUGAAGAAAUUGAAAAGAAUGCCAUUAGAAAUAGCUCCCUGCAAUUGGCCUCUCUGGAGCAGGAAAAGGCUGAUGUAAAUGUAUUGAAACUGGCUGAAGAUCAGAAGAGGCAAAAGGAAAAACUUCAUAACAGAAUAAUUCUACUGGAAAAGCAACUAGAUGCAAAACAAGCACUGGAGUUGGAAAUAGAGGGAUUGAGAGGGCAAUUAAAUGUCAUGAAGCACAUGGGAGAUGAUGAAGAUGUAGAAGUUCUGAUAAAGGUGGAGGCAAUACUUAAACAGUUGCGUGAAAAAGAAGGAGAACUUGAUCAUUUAGAAGCUCUGAACCAAGCACUAAUAGUGCAGGAGCGCAAGAGCAAUGUUGAGCUGCAAGACGCUCGAAAAGAAUUAAUUAGUGGCUUGAAUGAAAUAGCAGGUCGUGGUGAUAUUGGGGUUAAGAGAAUGGGAGAACUUGACAAUAAGCCAUUUCAUCAAGCAAUGAAGAGAAAGUAUAACGAGGAUGAAGCAGAUGAGAGAGCAUCAGAACUGUGCUCGUUAUGGGAAGAAUAUCUGAAAGACCCUGACUGGCAUCCUCUUAAAAUUACCAUGGUUGAAGGGAAACAUCAGAAUGUUAUAGAUGCUGAAGAUGAUAAGUUGAAAGGUCUGAGGAACGAAUUGGGUGAUGAAGUUUACCAGGCUGUGACUACAGCUUUAAUGGAGAUAAAUGAAUACAAUCCAAGUGGGCGGUAUAUAACAUCAGAAUUGUGGAACUACAGGGAGGGAAAAAGAGCUACACUCGAAGAAGGAGUCAUAUUUAUACUGAACCAAUGGAGAAUAGCUAAACGCAAAAGGGGAAUGAGUUAAAGGAAAUAGCAUAUCUGUCUCCAAAUGAAGCAAUGCAGUUGCUACCUUGGCAUUUGGAAAACACGCUACCAUGGAGAAUGAGCUGGCCCAUUUGCUUAUCGAUGGGACGCGAUUAAGGCAUUUUUUUUCCUUGUUAAAUUAUGGAAUUAUUUCUUGUAGGGGGAUUUUCUUUUAUCCAUGUAACAAAUUUGUUGAAAUAGAUUGUAUUCGUCCAUUCUGGCUAAUGCCUUGCAUUCCUAAGGUUCACGGAUGGAAACCUUGACAAUGUAGCCUGAGAUCUCGAACUUUGUUUUAAAAUAAAUUCUUUCCUUGAUUCUC
Juglans microcarpa x Juglans regia is the source of this 2520-nucleotide messenger RNA. Its product is annotated as protein INVOLVED IN DE NOVO 2-like. The coding region runs from base 295 to 2202 and encodes 635 amino acids. NCBI's taxonomy places the organism in Eukaryota, Viridiplantae, Streptophyta, Magnoliopsida, Fagales, Juglandaceae. Gene Ontology annotation, biological process: gene silencing by siRNA-directed DNA methylation. The transcript has 8 exons. The record is from RefSeq and is a predicted model, not a curated record.